AUGAGAAAAAGGUUAACAAAGACCAAGCCCGUAGUUUGGUUGAGUGAAGAAAUCUCCAAUGCGAGCUGUUUAGCAACAACUUUUAAACACUAUGAAAAGUUUCAAUAUAAAGAUUUAGUGGGGGAAAUUGGUGAUUGCAUAUUAAUUUCAAAUGCCGACGCGGCAGAACCGGAUACUGAAGAAGGAUGUGAUGCGGCUAAAAUCAUAUCCUUGUACGAGGAUCCCUCCAACAAGAAUGAUCCAUACCGUGCAAAAGUACAAUGGUUUUCAAAACCAACUGAUCUGCCUGCUAGAUGCUUUAACAAGAUGGAACCAAUCAGUUUUUAUGAAAAAGAGGUUGUAGAAGAUCAUCGUCCAUUUGACAUGGAUGUCUCAAUAGAAACAUUCUUUAAGAAAUGUAACAUUAUACUCUCACAUACAAAAGAUUCAGUUGAUCAGCUAAAGGGAACUGCAUCUUAUGUUUACAUUUGUAGAUAUAGACUUAUACCUGUUGGAAGAAAGAAAGUCUCUAUCGAGCCUGUUCUUGAAGAUGAAAGAAAGGCAAUCCAGUUCUUUUCAACACCAAAAAAGAGCAUACCAUUAUCAACAACUCCAAAAACCCCAAGCAGUUUAGUCAAACGAAUGAGCAGAGUGACAGUUUCAGAUACAAAGGGCUGGAAUAUAACCAAAAAUGAAGGAACAAAGCUGCUACUAAAGAGAGCUAUUUUAUCUGAGAAAAAUGACAAAGAAUCACCAAAUAAAACAACUCCAAAAAAGCUCAAUUCGAAACAAGGAACUGAUGUUUUAGAAACACCAAAAAGUAGCAAGAAACUAAGCAAAAAUCACAUUGAGGAUAUACUGUCUAUGGAGUUGAAGGAAAAUUCUGAAGAUGAGCUACCAACCCUCAUCAUAAGGCAACAUGUUCCUAGCACUCCGAAAAGGAAAUCACAAGUUAAAAUUAUUGAUGACACUCCAAAGAAGGUUUUAGUGUUCGAAGAGGAAGAGAAAGAGGUUUACGCAACUCGAUCUGGAAGAAAAACAAGACAGCCUUUAUUAUUUACAGAAUUUCUGAAAGAAAAUCGGUCUUUACCUGGAAGGGAAAGCCAGAUGGAGGUGAUUCUGUCUUUUGUUAGAAAUAAAUUAUUAGACAAAAUGAGUGGGUGUAUGUACAUAUCUGGGGUGCCUGGCACGGGCAAAACGGCAACCGUCAGUUCCGCCCUAAAAGCUCUCCAGGAGGAGACGGACCUGCCCGAAUUCCAGUUGGUCGAAGUGAAUGGCAUGAGGAUAGCCGAACCUAGACAAGCCUACGUUCACAUAUACAAACAGCUGACUGGAAAGUCAGUGGUUUGGGAGCAAGCAUGUUCGCUCUUAGAGAAACGAUUUACGAACCCUGGACCGAGACGGACACCAACGGUAUUAGUUGUUGACGAGCUGGACGCGCUCUGCACCCGCCGCCAGGACGUGCUGUACAGCAUAAUGGAGUGGGCCGCGCACGACUCCGCGCUGCUGACCGUACUCGCGGUCGCCAACACGAUGGACCUGCCCGAGCGGGCGUUAGCAGCGCGCGUCGCCUCGCGCCUCGGCCUGACGCGGCUGACCUUCGCGCCGUACACGCACACGCAGCUGCAGUCCAUAGUGGCCACCAGGCUCGCCGGGGCCAAUGUGACGCCGGACGCUGUUCAGCUGAUCGCCAGGAAAGUGGCGGCAGUGUCGGGCGACGCGCGGCGGGCGCUAGCGCUGUGCUCACGCGCGCUCGAGCUGGGCGGCGAGAGGGCGGGGCUGGCGGAGGUGCAGCGCGCGCUGGCGGAGGCCGCUUCCAGCGCCGCCGUGCGUGCCAUCCGCGCCUGCUCGCCCGCCGAGCGGCUCAUGCUGAGGGCGGUCGCCGCCGAGGUGGAAAGAACCGGCUCCGACGAGACCACGCUAUCGCGGGCGCUGUCCACGGCGGCCGCAAUCGUCGCGCUGGACGGUCGCCCAUACAAAUCCGCCGCCAGCAUCAGGGCCCCGACGCCGUCCCAAGCGCAAGCUGUUUGCGCCAGGCUCGCGGCGAUAAAGCUCCUUCUGAUAGAGCCCAAGCCGGCCGAACCUCGGCUGUUGCUGAAUGUCAGCGCCGACGACGUCCACUACGCCACCAAACAGAUCUCAGUG
Iphiclides podalirius (scarce swallowtail) is the source of this 2124-nucleotide messenger RNA. Lineage: Eukaryota; Metazoa; Arthropoda; Insecta; Lepidoptera; Papilionidae. The record is from the annotation of a GenBank genome assembly.